AUGAGUUUCCCCAAUGAUAACGACCUUACUUCUACAACUCCUGUCUCUUCAAACAGUGAAAUCGACCCUAUCAGUCCUGUCAGUAUCAGUGAAAUAAACAGCCAGCCUGGCCACCAUCAUAUCUACGCUAAUAGCCCAUCGACAAUAUACAUGGACAGCCACCACCACAACCAUCACAACCAUCACAACAGCAACCCCCGGCCAACCGAAGGCCCACCGCUGCCUCACAGUGGAAGUAAUUCACAACAAUACGACCCUACUUAUCACAAAAUCUCUCCUCCUCCUCCUCCUCCUCCUCCUCCUCCUCCUCCUCCUCCUCCUUCCAACGACUUCCAAUACCUCACCCAUUACCAAGUGCUAGGGAUUUCCCAAAACGCGGAUUUACAAAUCAUCAAGAGUGCAUAUCGCCAUUUAUUCUUUGCGUAUCACCCAGACAGAACCGGCGAUCAUUCGGCUCAAAACAUUGAUUUCAUCACCAGACUCCAAGCAGCUUAUCAAGUAUUGUCCGACGAUUUGUCCAGAAAGACUUAUGAUCUCCAAUUGACCAACACCGCCGCAAAAUCAAAUUUAAUCAGCUGCCAGCAAGCCGAUGGGUUGGAAACGUUCAGUCUUGAUACGUUUACAUUCACCGAGCAGUUUGACCAGAACCGGGUGUUGUGGCAAAAAGACUGUCCUCGUUGCAAGCUGCAGAACAGCAUCAAUUUGAGUGAUUGGGACUUGGAGAAUUGCGGGACAAAAGUCGAUAACGAAGGUGGGUACUUGAUUGUGGUGCAGUGUGGUGCCUGCAGUAUUUGCAUCAAUGUCAGUUACUACGAUUUGGAUGAUGAGGACGGUGAUGAUGAGGAAGAGUGGCCAAAGCCAACUACAACAACAACAACAACAUCAUCAUCAUCAUCACCAACAUCGUGA
Molecule: messenger RNA, 909 nt
Organism: Saccharomycopsis crataegensis
Lineage: Eukaryota; Fungi; Ascomycota; Saccharomycetes; Ascoideales; Saccharomycopsidaceae
Gene: JJJ3
Product: Jjj3p
Exons: 1
Coding region: 1-909 (302 amino acids)
Source: RefSeq, a predicted model, not a curated record